GUUUCCACCAGUGUUGUGUAUUUAUGAUUGUUUUCUUGUCUUGACAAGCUUACUUUACAAGUUUAUAAUUACAUUACGUACAAGAAUUCCGUGACUUAUAGUUCGUUCGCGUUAAUAAUGCAGUAACCAAUCAAAUCGUUUCUAAUUGGAAAGUCAAGUUCACAGAGACCAGCUGAAGGUAUACUUUCUAAUUAGGAACGAUUUGAUUGGUUACGAGCGUCGCUAGGCCGGCGGAUACUGAUGAUUUUAUUGCCUUCUUAACGCCGAACGCGAACGAACUAUAGUUAAUAUUCUUCAAAUCAGAUGCAGCAUUCAAUGAGAACCUAUCGAAGAACUUCGAUGUGCUACCGCUAUUUGAACGGCAGUACAGCACCUUCCUAGGCAUAAAGAAAUACUCACUCAAGAACAACGAAAAGCUGAGGAAUCACUGGCAUGAACGCGUGAUGACCGGAAUUUCAGCUGGCAUUAAGGCGAUGCCUAAUAUCAAUGACUACCAUUUCCACAACUGUCGCACAAAGUUUCUGCCGUCUGAGUCGCAGGCCAACUACAAAUCAGCACAUUUUCAUCUCACACCAGGACCUGGCGUUGACUAUUAUGGACAAAGACCUAUACCAGAUGACAUGAUAUCGAAGAGAAUCAAGCCCGAAGCUCAACCGACAGCCAGUAAAAAUAAAACAAAAUAAAAGGCACAAGAAAAGGGACAGGAUUGAGUCUAGUAAAACAAUGUUUAGACAGUCUGUAAUUUAUAUCAUAAUACAGGCAACUUAAUGUUUACUUCAAAUAUGUCCAAAUUAACCAUUUUAUUCUUUGUUACUUCUCCAGCCAAGGCUCGGCUCGUUAUACCUACUGUUAAACUUAGAGGUUCUAGCACGAACACCGAAUUUAGAGUGACAGAAAAAGAUGUCUGUAAUCUUCGGUGUUCGCGAUAGGUGCUGUUUUCGUAAUCACAUUCAUACAUAUUUUUUAAUGUUAUGUCUUAAUUGUAGCCUAACGUUUAUUUAAAGUUUUUAUUUUAUUUUAUAGUCUUAUAAUUUGUGUCAUGUUUUAUUUUAUAUUCAAUCAUUUAUUUUUAAUACUUUUAUGUUUUCAUAAAGAAAAUACUGCUGUGAACUGUCUGUGACAUAUUUAUGCGUGCGGUCAAAAAUUAUAAUAUUUCGGAUACGUGUAGGAAAAGUUUAUUAAAAUGUAUUGACUUUAUUAGGUUAAUUACAACAUUGAUCAGGCGAAAAUGUUGUUUGUAUUUUUUUCUGGCUUUACUUAAUAUUAAUAAGCGGUAGUGUAAUAAAUUUUCAAUUAAAAUAGUUGAACAUAUUCAUACUGCCGUUUUUGAACGCACUUUUUUGACUUUUCUGUCAAAUGUCUCGGUCUCGGAAAUUGUUUCGUAUUUCGUAUCCAACCCAAAACAUGAAAAGAUUUAAAUGAAACAUUGGAAUAUCAACAUAACUUGACGAAAAUCAUAUCAUUAUGUCUUCGAAUACGUGCCUGUUCUGCCUGGGGCCAGAGGGCACGAAAGACAUUUUCCAUGAACAUUAUCAUGAAGGAGAGAAUGAAGUGUAUUCUGAGAUAUUAUUAAAAACUUAUAAUGUGACCGUACCACAAGACAUCCGAAACAGCAAAAUUUGUGAACAAUGUGUAACUGAAUUACGGGGAGCCGCGGAAUUCAAAAUUAAAGUUAUAAAAUCAAUCAACUACUUGGCGGUAGAUAUGAAAGUGAAAAAUGACUGUGAUGAUUUUGAUGACAAAAUUAGUGUAGAAUUUGAUGAAGGACUACAACCCGUUGAAAAUACAGGUCAAAUUUAUGUCAUAAAACUGAAUUCCAAGAAUAGCUUUUAUGAUGAUAACGAGAAGGCUUCUGUAGCAGAUGAGACUGAGGUUUUGGGUUUCAAUGAAGAUGGUCAAAUGACAAGUUUAACGCAAGAACCGAGCUUAUUGAAAGAAGGAGAUAAAGGUCAUGAAAGGAGUGUGCAGCAAAAUUUAAAACUACCAGAAUCACAAAACCACAAGGACUUAAAGGAGAACUCUUUGAAUCUUAUAUUUAACUCUAAUCUAUGUCUAUUCAAAUCUUUGAAGACCAAAUUUGGCUGUUUCGUCUGCAAAGAGGCAUUUCUAAAUAUAAUUGAUUUAAGACAACAUUCGAAAAUACACUCUAAUGCAGAGCUGAUAAAAGCUAAAUUUAAUCGCUUGAGAGGCUUGUCAUACCAAAAUGCAGAUAUUUCAAAUUUAGAAUGCAUGAAAUGUGGAGAGGCUUGCUUGGACUUGACUGUUUUGAGAAAACACCUCAUAGUAAACCAUGAGAUCAAAUUUGGUGAUACUGAACAUUUUUUAAUACCAUAUAAAUUACAGGAUUCCUUUGAAUGUGUUUUAUGUAGUGAAAAAUUCAACACAUACAUGAGAUUAUCCAUACAUAUGAAUAACCACUAUUCAAACAAUGUAUGCGAAAUUUGUGGGAAUUCGUAUAUAAAUAGAAUUAGUCUAAGAAUCCAUUUGCAAACGCGGCAUAAAGAAAAAAAAUGUAGUCUAUGCUCUGAUACUUUUUUAACGAGUUACGCGCGGGUUAGACACAUGAGGACACACCAUAACAGUUCCAUGUCAAAGAGGUAUUGUCUUAUCUGUGGCAAAACGUUUCUUUACACGUAUCAGCUGAUCGAGCAUAAAAUUUUGGAACACGGCGCGAAACGACAGUUGAGUAAAUGUUCUUUAUGUCCAAAAACGUUCACGAAUAUGCAGAAUUUAAAGAUUCACAUACGUUCCGUGCAUGUUAGAGAGAGGAAUUUUCCGUGUCACGCUUGUGAGAUGAGGUUUUUUACCAAGUUUGAUCAAAAAAGGCAUGAGAAAACACAUUUGGAUGAAAAAUCGUAUGUUUGUGGGAUUUGCGAGAGCAAAUUUAAGGGGAAGGACUCUUUGAGAAGGCAUUUUAAGCGCCAACAUGGACAGGCAUAGUAUUGUAUGAGCAGAGUACAUAAUAAUAAAUAUAAUCUGUCAAACCAUUUCCGUUAGCAGAGAAAAGCGGCAAAUUUAAAAAAUGUAGGUGUGAAGCGGUAGCGCCUCAUAGAAAAUAUCAGUGAAAGAACAUGGGUCAAUUCCAUAUGUCAAAGAUUUUUAGUCCUGUGUCGAAAGAUGGCAGGAAAUUUGGUAGACUACAAAAUGUACUUUGACAAUAUGCCUCUACAUUCCAUUCUUUUUGGCUAUAGAAACAUAAUAAAAGGUUUACUCAACAUGGAGAAACACGUACAAAGUUUGGUUUCUGAAGCUAGAGCAAUGAUUUUUUUCAACUCGGAAUAUUAUUAUUAAUAUCUGUGUCGUUCUGUUUUUUUUUUUGUUUCUUUAGGCGCUUCAAAUAUUCUAUACUCCGUUAUAUCUGAUAGUAAUAAAUGUACUGUAAACUGCAGAGAUAACUGACCCCACCUGCAUGGAAACUUGUUUGCAGGGGGGUCAAUUAUCCCUGUAGCUUACCGUAGCUACCACUAGGUAGAUUAUGAGUUGUGAAUUAUUCUGUAAUCGACUGAAAUAAAUCACUAGAAGAAUUA
Cydia pomonella (codling moth) is the source of this 3527-nucleotide messenger RNA. Its product is annotated as zinc finger protein 62-like. Gene Ontology annotation, biological process: regulation of transcription by RNA polymerase II. The transcript is spliced from 6 exons. Bases 1465 to 2940 code for a protein of 491 amino acids. NCBI's taxonomy places the organism in Eukaryota, Metazoa, Arthropoda, Insecta, Lepidoptera, Tortricidae. Gene Ontology annotation, molecular function: zinc ion binding; chromatin insulator sequence binding. The record is from RefSeq and is a predicted model, not a curated record. Gene Ontology annotation, cellular component: chromosome; nucleus.